AACGUCCUCCAGUAGUUCGGCCUCCGAGUCAGUAACGUCCGGAGACACGGCCGUAUUCUCUGCCGCCGGCAGACACUGCAUCUCGUACGCUUCCACAUCCCCAGUGAUCCCUCUUCCUUCUUCACUCAUGGCACGUCACACCGCCAACCUCGCCCACCAACAACCCCGCAGUGCAGUAUUUAUAUAACUACAUGCCCCGCCCAUCAUGGAAAUGAGUAACAAAACGCGCAUGCGCAUACCAGUCACAAACAAUGACGUAACGUCCGUUCUAAAUAAAGCCUCCGAAUUUGUGCUCACUUGUGAAAACUUCUCUUCCAGUAUGGCCGUGGCCGUUCCUCCAUUCGGUAUGGCAGGUUUCACUCAACAGAUAGGAGUCAUAAGGUCACUCACGGACGAUUUCCUUCGAGCUCGGGCGGCCACAAGUCGAUUGCGCGACCACCCGGAAGCUUCUGACUCGGAGGACGUCAGAUGGAGGUCAGGCUCUGAUACAGUGGCCCUGGUGCCAUCCUCUGACAGAGAAGACCCGUCUCAAGUUGCUCUUGUUGUGGCCCCUGAAUGGACGCACUAUCUGGACGAAGUGCAAUACGAAGUCACUCACAUCAAAAAGAGAAUGCAGGAGUUGUGUGUGUUACAGAAGAAGCACUGUGACCGUCCCGGGGUGUUUGACGACGCCGUUGAGGAGGAGCAGGAGGUCGAGAUUCUGACGCAAGAAAUAUCACAGAUGUUCACCAGAGCAAAGAAGGGGCUCCAGGGGAUCUCGAACCAGGCAAGGAACGGGUCUGAGCAGGAGAAGAGGGUGGCAAAGAACGUCACCAGCUCCCUCGCCCUAUCACUACAAGACCUCUCGGUCAACUUCAGGAAGAGCCAGUCGACCUACUUGAAAAGAAUGAAGAGGCGCGAGGAGAGGGUAAUUAGUGGAGAGGUGAAACCCACUGCCCCUCCUCCGUUCUUGGUUGAAGAAGAGGAAGAGCCCGAGGUCCUCUAUGAUAAGGGGUUCACUGACCACCAGCUCUCCAUGGUGGAAUCAACCACAGUCAUAAUAGAGGAGAGAGAGAAAGAAAUCAAAUCCAUCGUACAGUCUAUUUCAGAGAUCAACGAAAUGUAUAGGGACCUAGCCACACUUAUUGUUGACCAGGGCACAAUUCUGGACAGAAUCGACUACAACUUGGAGCAAGUGUCCCACAAGGUGGCGAAGGGCGUGGAGCAGCUGGAGAAGGCAGAGAAGCACCAGAAGAGAUCGAUAAAGAUCAUCGUCAUCCUAGUACUCAUUGUCAUCAUCAUCCUACUCGCCAUCGCACUCGUCCUGUAUAAAUCCCUCACCAGUGGGAAGGGAUUUUUCUAGUUAAUGUGCAUAUUCUGUAAAUCGCUUAUUUAUAUAUAAACAUUGUGAAUGGAGUUUCCUAAAGUUAUAUACCACUACUUAAUUUUAGUUCUGCGGAUAUUCAGUUAUCCAGAAGUUGCCGUAUCUUUAAUUUGCCUUGCAAUCUCGUAACUAUUGUCUUCAAAAAUAAAGUGCUUAUAGUAGUGUGUUAUUGAGGACUAAAUAAUUUAUUAUACUGUGAAUAUGUAUUAUCCAUGACAACUUUAAUAUACACAUAAAUGGUUCAGUGAGAAUGAGAGAGAUGAGUUCACGAAGAAAUGUGGAAUCUGUGAGAAGGUAUAUUAUAUUCCGUCGCGUUACGUCAGAAGCAGACGUUUAUCUACACUCUGAGAACUGCAGUCUCUACCAGCUCUUGAAAAGUGUCCCGGACCAAUGUGACGAACUCUACACCCCCCAGUGUGCCCCUCCCCUUUUCCCUCGCGGCUGCAUUGAGGACAAACGAUGACGUCGACGAGAGACCGACGUUGCAGCUGGCCCGGCUCAGCCCCACAAGCAGCUGCGUCACUUUCUGACAGAGCAGGGGAAAGGUCUGACAGAAUCGCACCAGCGCCGGCAGUAGAGGAGUGAAGUAGUCUUCUCUGAGGUGGGACGGGAUUUCGUUGGCCAGUGCGAGGAGAAAUUUGAGAAUCUCGUCAACUAUGGAGAGGGCUUCGGGAAGUGGGUACUGUUGGACCACAAAUGAGGCGAGGAGGACACCAAAUUGCUGUUUGUCAGUCUGAGGCUGAGUGACCAGCUCCGGGAUGAACUUGAGGCAGAUGUG
Molecule: messenger RNA, 2141 nt
Organism: Geodia barretti
Lineage: Eukaryota; Metazoa; Porifera; Demospongiae; Tetractinellida; Geodiidae
Source: the annotation of a GenBank genome assembly